UUUCAUACCUAUCACUGAUAAAAAACUUUGCCUUUACGCGCCAAAGGAUUGUUAUUUUAAAAAUCCAAACGAAGAUUAUGUUGAUUUGUUUCCAUGUGUUGAUUUUGGCAAAGAUGCGAAUAAAUUUUUAGAAAAUUGUGGAGUCAAAAAAGAGCCACAAUUAUUGGAUUUAGCAGAAUUUCUCAUCAAUUCGUCAAGGAAAUUUUGGUCAAAUCCGAAUAAUAGACAAUCAUAUGUUAGAAUUCUCGGUACAAUUUCGUAUAAUUAUGAAUCAAUCAAUAAAAAGAAACCUGGUACACUUGAAAAAAUGAAACAAUCACCAAUAUUAUUGGGUACAAAAAAGCAGGGCAAUGAAGAAAAUAUCGAUGAUUAUAAAUUAGCUUAUG
This is a messenger RNA of Dentiscutata heterogama, 386 nucleotides long. The record is from the annotation of a GenBank genome assembly. Lineage: Eukaryota; Fungi; Glomeromycota; Glomeromycetes; Diversisporales; Gigasporaceae.